This is a messenger RNA of Paecilomyces variotii, 1644 nucleotides long. RefSeq names its product putative carboxypeptidase CpyA/Prc1. Bases 1 to 1644 code for a protein of 547 amino acids. Gene Ontology annotation, biological process: proteolysis. Gene Ontology annotation, molecular function: serine-type carboxypeptidase activity. NCBI's taxonomy places the organism in Eukaryota, Fungi, Ascomycota, Eurotiomycetes, Eurotiales, Thermoascaceae. The transcript is spliced from 2 exons. Gene Ontology annotation, cellular component: fungal-type vacuole. The record is from RefSeq and is a predicted model, not a curated record.
AUGAGAGUCCUUCCUGCUACGCUCUUGGUUGGAGCUGCAACUGCUGCUGUUCCUCCAGCUCAGCAGAUCCUGCAGCUCCCCAAGAAGGGAGCUGAUAGCUUGGCCAAGCCGCUUCACCAGAUCCAGGAGCAGCUGAAGUCGCUCACGGAUGACGCCAAGUCUCUCUGGGAUGAGGUUGCCAACAUAUUCCCAGAUUCCAUGGACCACGCUCCCUUCCUGUCCCUGCCCAAGAAACACACUCGUCGCCCUGACUCCCACUGGGACCACAUUGUCCGUGGAUCUGACGUCCAGAGCGUUUGGGUCACCGGAUCAAACGGCGAGAAGGAACGCGAAGUUGAUGGAAAACUUGAGGCUUACGACCUCAGAGUCAAAACGGUCGACACCAGCGAGUUGGGUGUCGAUCCGGACGUGAAGCAGUUCAGCGGUUACCUGGACGACAAUGAGAAUGACAAGCAUCUCUUCUACUGGUUCUUUGAGUCUAGGAACGAUCCGGAGAACGACCCUGUCGUCCUUUGGCUCAAUGGUGGACCCGGUUGUUCCUCUCUCACCGGUCUUUUCAUGGAGCUUGGGCCUAGCUCGAUUGACGAGAACCUCAAGGUUGUUUACAACCCUUACUCGUGGAACAGCAACGCCUCCGUCAUCUUCCUUGACCAGCCAGUCAAUGUCGGUUACUCCUACAGUGGAUCCGCUGUGAGCGACACGGUUGCGGCCGGCAAGGACGUCUAUGCUCUCCUUACCCUCUUCUUCAAGCAGUUCCCGCAGUAUGCUAAGCAGGACUUCCACAUUGCUGGAGAGUCCUAUGCCGGACACUACAUCCCCGUCUUCACCUCGGAGAUUCUGUCUCACAAGAAGCGUAACAUCAACCUCAAGUCGGUCCUCAUCGGUAACGGUCUGACCGAUGGCCUCACUCAGUACGAGUACUACCGUCCCAUGGCUUGCGGUGAGGGUGGAUACCCUGCCGUCCUUGACGAGAGCACCUGCCAGUCAAUGGACAAUGCUCUUCCUCGUUGCCAGUCUAUGAUCGAGGCUUGCUACAACAGCGAGAGUGCAUGGACUUGCGUUCCUGCCUCUAUCUACUGCAACAACGCUCUUCUGGGUCCUUACCAGCGCACCGGCCAGAACGUGUAUGAUGUGCGUGGCAAGUGUGAGGACAGCAGCAACCUGUGCUACAAGGGUCUCGGUUACAUCAGUGACUACCUGAACCAGCCUAAGGUCUUGAAAGCUCUUGGUGCCGAGGUUGACGGGUAUGAUUCGUGCAACUUCGACAUCAACCGCAACUUCCUGUUCCAUGGUGACUGGAUGAAGCCCUACCACCGUCUGGUUCCCGACAUUCUCGAGCAGAUCCCUGUCCUGAUCUAUGCAGGUGAUGCUGACUUCAUCUGCAACUGGCUUGGUAACAAGGCCUGGACUGAGGCUCUUGAGUGGCCUGGCAAGGAGAAGUUCUCGACGGCUUCGAUGAAGGACCUCAAGAUCGUCGACAACGAGCACAAGGGCAAAAAGAUCGGCCAGUACAAGUCGCACGGUAACUUCACCUUCAUGCGCCUGUAUGGUGGCGGCCACAUGGUUCCCAUGGAUCAGCCUGAGUCCAGCCUGGAGUUCUUCAACCGCUGGCUCGGAGGCGAAUGGUUCGGUUCCAGCCAUUAA